AUGGCAGCCAUUUUAUGGGUUUUGAGUUUUUUCGUCUCGAUUUUGUUGUUGACUCAUCGAGUCAACUCAGAGUCACUCCUAGAAAAACAAGCUCUCCUCGCCUUCAUUCAGCAGAUUCCUCACGAGAAUCGUCUUCAAUGGAACGAGUCUGACUCAGCGUGUAACUGGGUCGGAGUCGAAUGCAACUCGAACCGGUCCUCCAUCUACUCUCUCCGGUUACCAGGUACCGGUUUAGUGGGUCAGAUCCCAUCCGGAUCGUUAGGCCAACUGAGUCAACUCCGAGUUCUAAGUCUUCGUUCUAAUCGUCUCUCGGGCCAGAUCCCUCCAGAUUUCUCAAAUCUCACUCACCUCCGAGGCUUAUAUCUACAACAUAAUGAUUUCUCCGGCGAGUUUCCGGCGAGUAUUACACAGUUAACCGGAUUGAUUCGUCUCGAUAUCUCAUCUAACAACUUCACUGGACCAAUUCCUUUCUCAGUCAACAAUCUCACUCAGUUGACUGGUCUCUUCCUCGGACACAAUCGAUUCUCCGGGAAUCUUCCGAGCAUCUCCGUAGAUUUGACCGAUUUCAACGUCUCAGACAACAACCUAAACGGUUCGAUUCCUUCGUCAUUAUCUAAUUUCCCAGCCGCGUCGUUCACAGGAAACGUGAAUCUCUGUGGUGACCCAUUAAAACCUUGCAAAUCCUUUUUCAUCUCUCCAUCUCCGUCUCCGUCGUCGUCUGAUUCUCCCUCUCGUUUAUCCGGCAAGAAAUCAAAGCUCUCCACGGCGGCGAUUAUUGCAAUCUCCGUCGCGUGCGGGUUAGUGGGUCUUCUCCUAUUAGCGCUUCUUUUAUUCUUCUGCUUGAGAAAACGACGAGGAAGCGAUGAGGGUCGGACGAAACAGACGAAACCGGCGACAACAACGCGAAACAUCCCUAAUUCAAUUCCUCCGGCGGGUGCUUCAUCGUCGAAGGAAGUUACAGGGACAUCGUCGGGAAUGGGAGGAGAAACAGAGAGGAACAAGCUUGUUUUCACAGAAGGAGGAGUGUAUAGUUUCGAUUUGGAAGAUUUGUUGAGAGCUUCUGCGGAAGUUUUGGGUAAAGGAAGCGUAGGGACGUCAUAUAAGGCGGUAUUAGAGGAAGGUACGACGGUGGUUGUGAAGCGGCUUAAGGAUGUUAUGGCGUCGAAGAAAGAGUUUGAAUCACAGAUGGAGAUUGUUGGUAAAAUCAAACACCCAAAUGUUGUUCCAUUGAGAGCUUAUUAUUACUCCAAAGAUGAGAAGCUUCUUGUCUUUGAUUUCAUGCCCAAUGGAAGCUUGUCUGCUCUUCUUCACGGAAGCCGAGGAUCAGGACGAACACCGUUGGAUUGGGAUAAUCGUAUGAGAAUAGCGAUAACUGCGGCGAGAGGUUUAACUCAUCUUCACGUUUCAGCCAAAUUGGUACAUGGAAACAUCAAAGCCUCGAACAUCCUCCUACAUCCAAACCAAGACACUUGCGUCUCUGACUAUGGACUUAACCAACUCUUCAGCAACUCAAGUCCUCCAAACCGUCUAGCGGGUUAUCAUGCUCCUGAAGUUCUCGAGACACGGAAAGUGACAUUUAAAUCGGAUGUGUACAGUUUCGGUGUGUUGCUGCUUGAGCUUUUGACAGGUAAAUCGCCUAAUCAGGCUUCACUUGGCGAAGAAGGCAUUGAUCUACCUCGGUGGGUGCUUUCCGUGGUUCGGGAAGAAUGGACCGCUGAGGUUUUCGAUGUUGAGCUGAUGCGGUACCAUAACAUAGAGGAAGAGAUGGUUCAGCUUCUUCAAAUCGCAAUGGCGUGUGUCUCUACGGUUCCGGAUCAACGACCUGUGAUGCAAGAAGUGCUUAGAAUGAUUGAGGAUGUGAACAGAAGUGAAACAACCGAUGAUGGGUUAAGACAAUCGUCUGAUGAUCCGUCAAAGGGAUCAGAAGGUCAGACUCCUCCAGGGGAAUCAAGGACGCCACCACGUUCCGUCACGCCUUAG
This is a messenger RNA of Thlaspi arvense, 1980 nucleotides long. The record is from the annotation of a GenBank genome assembly. NCBI's taxonomy places the organism in Eukaryota, Viridiplantae, Streptophyta, Magnoliopsida, Brassicales, Brassicaceae.